UGCUUUGGCGGUUUUUCCUGUUUCCGUGUUCGGAAGUUUAAAAAAACUAUUCCCGGUGAAGUAGCAGAAAUUUAAUUCAUCCGUUUUUAGCUACUACUGUCAACAAACCAAGAACAUGGUUCAAGAGUUUCAUGUCCUAAGGUGCUAUUCAUGCCAAACCUACCAAGUACAACAGGUGAAAAAGAGUAAAAAAUGGAACUGCAAGAUGUGUGGGGAAAAGCAAUCUGUCCUCAAGGAGUUUGGUCGUGGUUCUGGAGUGGAUUGCAGACGUCAUGUUCAGAAGCUCAAUGCAAGACGUGGGGAGAUGCUUGAACAGGACCAAAAAGCCUGGUCACAAUGGAAGGAGGUGGGCGAUCUUGCCGCAGAACAACUGGCCGAGGGAGUUGAAGGGGGUGGCAGCCACAAUUCCGAAGAGGCUCAAGGAAGUCGUUGGACGAAGUACCACCAGACGACCGACGAAGACAGUGCUGAUGAAGAGGAAGAGAAUGUUUACAUGGACAGAAACCGUCUUCAUGGUGACAGAAAUCUCAGAAAGCUGAAGAGGGGUAGAGAAGAGAAUGAGUCCCAGCAAUCACAUCUUAAUGGAGAAGAGGACCCCGUUCCCCCUACGAGCUGGACGCUCCGAGGAAAGACCGCUAAGACACAACAUAACGGACAUCCCAGCUUGUUGGCCCCUGCAGACUGGGCCCCUAAACAGUCCGGUGUCUGCAGACGACCAGUCCCAGCUUACAGUGAACCCCAUAAUGUGUCUGCACCACCCUCCACUACGGGGCGUAACACCUUUUCAACACCAACUGUAGUCUCUAACAGAGUCAUCACAUCCCAACCUUAUGGGUCCUGUGGCACUGAAGUCUCACACAACUCCAAAUGGGCCCAGUUCCUGACUCCGGCCGAGGAGCGUGGUAGCGCUACCACAACGCCCGAAGACGACUUCCAAACCAUUGGCUCAGUGGUCUCAGAUGUUCCAGAAGAUUUGCAUGAGGUGCUGGUGGACCAGAGCUGUACCAAGCCCCCCACAAAAACAUCGGGAUGUGUUUCGUUAUUGGCUGGAGGUAGUGGUUUUCUGGGGAAGACAUUUGAUAGGCUGAAGUCCACUGUCACUCGUUGUGGAUUUGGGGAGACAGACAAUAGUGGAGGGGCCGGCCAUGCACUGUUAUCUAAAGAGAAGGAAGUGCUUGUUUGUCCCCAGCCUCUGCCCACCACGCGCCCGUGCUCUGCCCUCUCCCUGGGGACCCUGUUCUGCACGGAUGACGACUUUGAUGACACAUUCUAAAAGCCAUGUCAUGGUGGCUGUGUGUCUUUGCAUAGAUGUCAUGUGAAUACCCUGUAGCCUAGUGGUUGACUCCACUGCCUUGUCGGAGUCUUCCUUAAUGUUUAUUUCGGUUGUAUAUUUUAAUCGGUAAUGUUUCGAUUCUUCCAAAUGUAAACUCUGGACAGUGUGUUCAAUAAUAAAUGUCAUUCCAGGCA
Esox lucius (northern pike) is the source of this 1467-nucleotide messenger RNA. It is a transcript of the gene mrnip, whose product is annotated as MRN complex interacting protein. Gene Ontology annotation, molecular function: chromatin binding. NCBI's taxonomy places the organism in Eukaryota, Metazoa, Chordata, Actinopteri, Esociformes, Esocidae. The transcript is spliced from 7 exons. The record is from RefSeq and is a predicted model, not a curated record. Gene Ontology annotation, cellular component: nucleus. The coding region runs from base 116 to 1273 and encodes 385 amino acids. Gene Ontology annotation, biological process: mitotic G2 DNA damage checkpoint signaling.